This is a messenger RNA of Cylindrotheca closterium, 2016 nucleotides long. Lineage: Eukaryota; Bacillariophyta; Bacillariophyceae; Bacillariales; Bacillariaceae. The record is from the annotation of a GenBank genome assembly.
AUGCUCCAAAUAAUCAUAGCAGUAUUGCUAUUGUUGGCAUCCAAGACCUCACUUGCCUUCGCACCAGUAGUGAGGAUGACAGCCAAAAGCAGUAGCAGCAGCAUGAUCGACAUGAUCAUGGCACCAAAGAAGCAAAAUCGUGACAAUACUAACACGCCAUUGUUCUACGCCGAUACCACUGAAAGUGAAACUGUUAAAGAAGAAAAGCAAUCUCCGGAACUAUUUGCUCAUUUCAACAGUGUCACACAAGGUUCCAAGGAUGAUUACUUCGAAGAUCAGGUCAAAACUACCGACAACAAGCAUCCCUACCGAGAUAAGACCAUGAAUGUCAUCUCAUCCGAACGAAAACUCAAGACUUGGUUGCACACCCAACAUUUGGAUUCCUCCAAUGACUUUUAUCCUGAGGGACUUCCUAUGGAUGUCGUCAUGGAACGAAUUGGGGAUACUUUGGAAGAUGUUGCCACACAUGCCCGAAGAAAGGGGUGCGAAUCUGGCAAGAUGAGCCUCACCAAAGACCAGGAAGACUCCCGCAAGACGGUCGUCGUCUUGGGCAGUGGUUGGGGUGCUCACGCUCUCAUGAAGGUGGCCGACUGCCGAAAGCUACGCCUCGUGGUGGUCUCUCCAGUCAAUCACUUUGUCUUUACACCCAUGUUGGCCUCGUCGGCCGUGGGCACGAUUGAGUACCGAAGCAUGACAGAAGCCGUCCGUUCCGCCAAUCCCAUGAUUGACGACUAUUUGCAAGGUUCCGCUGUGGGAGUGGACGUCCACAAAAAGACAGUUCAAGUUCAACUGAAUUCCUUGCUGGAAGAUGUGACCCAUGGAGAUCCUCCCACAUUCGAGGUCCCCUAUGACUACUUGGUGUGUUCGGUUGGUUGCAAGAUUAAUGAUUGGGGAAUCAAGGGAGCCGACAAGGCCUUGAGACUCAAGACUUUGGACGAUGCCCGCAUUUUGCGCAGAGACAUUUCCGAAUGCUUGGAAUUUGCUUCUCGGCCCGAUGUGGCAGGUGAUGAACACACCGCUGAACGAACACGACGCGUCACCUUCUUGAUUGUGGGAGGUGGGCCCACAGGCGUCGAAUUGGCGGGUGAGAUUUUGGACUUGAAAGCAGACGUCACCAAGUUUCACGCAUCCUAUCCCCAUCUGAAGGAAAACAUCCGUGUGGUGAUUGCCCAAGGAGGUUCCGAUUUGGUUCCUCAGUUUGAACCCAAACUACGAGAAGAAGCCAAAAAGUCACUCGAAGCCAAGGGCGCCGAAGUCCUCUUGAAUACAUUUGUCACCGAGGUAGGAGAUGGCUUUGCCAACCUCAAGACCAACGUGUUGGAUGAAGACGGCAAGGUUGUUGGCGCUAAAGAAUCCACACUGCCAUUGGGACUGACCGCCUGGUGUGCUGGAACAGCACCCGUUCCAUUUGUGGAAACCUUGCUGGAACAAUUGCCCCCCGAAGCCCGCAAUCGCGAUGGUCGUAUCAAGGUGGACAAAUGGUUGAGACCUCUCAUGCCAAGCGAAGAUCUAACUGGGUCCGUCUAUGUCAUUGGAGAUGCUGCAGCCUUUGCCGACCAAGGAUUUGGUGCCACUGCAGAUUUCCCCCUCCCACAGACCGCCCAAGUGGCUGGACAACAAGGUGCCUUUUUGGCACGACUCUUGGAUCGUGGCUACGAUGUAGCCGCCACCCCUCCCAUGUUAUUGCCGGCAGCUGCAAAGAGCAGCAAUUCCACAACUGCAAUAGAUGUAUUUAAUGAUCCUCAGAUGCGGGCCUGGUUGGAGUUGAGAGGAUUGGAUCAAGCCCCUGGAUUCAUCUUUUUGAAUCUUGGAAUCUUGGCCUAUACUGGUGGAGGUGAAGCUUUGAGCCAAGUUCAAUUGGGUGACUAUCCCCUCUUUUCCUACUUUGGCAGCGUUGCCUUUUUGCUCUGGCGAUCCGUCUAUCUUGUGAAGCAAGUCGCUACUCGAAACCGCGUCCUGGUCACCUUUGAUUGGAUGAAAAGCAAUGUCUUUGGACGAGAUAUGACAAGAUUCUAA